Pocillopora verrucosa is the source of this 1252-nucleotide messenger RNA. RefSeq names its product carbonic anhydrase 1-like. The record is from RefSeq and is a predicted model, not a curated record. NCBI's taxonomy places the organism in Eukaryota, Metazoa, Cnidaria, Anthozoa, Scleractinia, Pocilloporidae. Gene Ontology annotation, molecular function: carbonate dehydratase activity; zinc ion binding.
UAAAAAGUCCUAGUUGGUGUCUGACUCAAAUUUCAGGUUGUAAGACUUUUUCAGCCAAGCCGUUCUUCAUUUACGCAACUGAAUCAAAACAGUUAACCCUGAUGUACUCUAAACAGAGCAAGUUAUACUCCAUUAUUUUGCUUGCAGGUAUUGCUCUUUUCCUGAAAGCGGACAUCACUUUUUCAACUGAACUUGGAGACACACCCUGGUCUUAUGACCGAGGAAUAGCCGGAGCCAAAGGCCCGGAUGAAUGGGAAACGUUAAACGGUGACUGGUCUUGCAAUGGACGCAAACAGUCCCCAAUCGACGUGGUCACAGACCAGGUGAUGCAGAAAGACCCCACCAAUCCACCCAACCUGAGGCUGACAGUGGCUGGCAAUAAACCAAUCACCGGUGAGAUUAGGAACAAUGGAUAUGCGCCCACGUUCUUCCUCGCAGAGGAGUUGACGGUCAAGUUGGCAGGCGGUCUACUUCAGGAAAACUACUUUCUGAAGCAAUUUCAUUUUCACUUUGGCUGCAAUAAUACAGUCGGUUCGGAGCACACAAUUGAUGGCAACACGUAUCCGAUUGAGUUGCACAUGGUAUUUUGGGACAACACUAAUUACGCGACGUAUAAGUUGGCAGCUCAGGGAGAAGAUGGUCUGGCUGUGGUGUCUGUGCUUUACGAGCUUCCAAUGGCAAACAUUGGCACCACACCAGCAAAUAAUGCUCUGGAAAAAAUUGCGCGUCUUCUUAACAACGUUGUCGAAGAGAACAGCAAUUACGUGGUAACACAAAGCGAGGGGCUGCAUAUCGAGGACUUGGCACCAUUACUCGCGUCGCCAGAUGUUGCAGACAGGUUUUACAAAUACAAAGGAUCUCUUACGACUCCCGGGUGUUAUGAAUCGGUCACGUGGUUUGUGAUGAACAAUCAUCCACAGAUAACAGAGCAAGAAAUACUGGCAUUCCGAAAUCUACAAAGCAGCAAGGCGCAUGCUCAAGGUCCAAAUGUCGGUCGUAUGUGCAAUAACUUUCGAAACGUUAUGCCACUGAAUGGAAGACAGAUUCAUAGCAACAUCGUCCUAGAGUGAACAGAAAGUAUCCAUCUUUGUAUUUCUCGUAUCCACAGUAAGGCCUGGUUUUCAGACAUCACCGAGGAAGAAAGAGAAUGGAGACGAGGUUGUGUGCUAUCGCAACAGUCAUACAUUGAAAAUAAGAAUCAAUGCGACAAGAAAAGGAGAUGGUAACUAGGAAAUUAAAAUGUAACAUAGGA